Ilyonectria robusta is the source of this 2067-nucleotide messenger RNA. RefSeq names its product heterokaryon incompatibility protein-domain-containing protein. The record is from RefSeq and is a predicted model, not a curated record. Bases 1 to 2067 code for a protein of 688 amino acids. The transcript is spliced from 3 exons. Lineage: Eukaryota; Fungi; Ascomycota; Sordariomycetes; Hypocreales; Nectriaceae.
AUGCAAAUCUCGCAUGUGCUCCUAAACCAACCCGACGAACAAACGUCGACUCGUCUCUCGCGCUCGGAGCUGCAAAAGACCGUCUCCAGUGGCUGGGAAGUCUUCGAAACUCCCGAGGGCAGUUACCUCUUCUGUUAUGACCCCGAAGAUGUUGAGCAUGUAUCCGAUGCAGGGCAUAGCUACCCGGGCUCAGACUAUGAAGAUGAAGACGAUGACGAGUUUCGGACAACUUGGACCCAUCCGGACCCCAAAAUGGAUCCUUCAUUAUACGUCCUUGAACCGGACAGUGAGAUCUGGGCCCGCGAACCAGCUUUUGACUGCCUCUCCUACGUUUGGGGGCCCCAAGACGAUCCCGAGCCGGCCUUUGUGGAAGCCGUCAGUGGAGGAACUAUUGGUUCGUUCAAGUUAGGUCAGAAUCUUGCCUCAGCGCUCCAUCAUCUCAGAUAUGAGGACAAGUCGCGAACCCUGUGGGUGGACGUCAUUUGUAUCAACCAAAUAGAUCCCGAUGAAAAAGCCGUGGCCGUAAAAUGCCUCUCCAAGAUGUAUAGUUUGACCACCCGCGUCGUCGUUUGGCUCGGACCUGAGGAAAACGACAGUACUGUUGCAAUUUCGCUAUUGGCCCAUGUGGGCGCUCAGGUUGAGACCACUCUUGAUGGCUUCCGACUGACAUCGCCUGGUGCCGAUGAACCAACGUGGUACGACAUCGACAUCAAUCUCCCAUUUACCAAUGAAGAGUGGGAGGCAAUGGAAGACCUUGUGAGCCGGCCUUGGUUCACAAGAGUCUGGACAGUGCAAGAAAUCGUGCUGGCCAACCGCCUGACCAUACUCCACGCUGGUAGUGCCGUCAUCUCGUGGGCUCUUUUCCGUCGCGCAGUUGAGUGCAUUUUGGAUAAGAAAUCGAUUCACAAGGGUCGGGAUUCUCUGGGAAUAGCGAGGACUUCCAUUAUGAACGGAAUUGAGAGACCGCUAGCUCAAGUACUGAUGCGACACGGUGACCGAGCAUGCCUCAAUCCUCAUGACAAGGUAUAUGGCAUGCUGGCAAUGACACCUCCUAAAUUUCUGGCCGCAAUUGAACCCAGCUACGAACAAUCGGUUUCAGAUACGUACAAAGACGCAUUUCUCAUCAACAUAAAUAUCAUCCGCCGAUGGGAGCUAUUCGGCUGCACUCCCAACCAAAGGACCAUCCAAGCUCCGUCCUGGGUUCCCGAUAUAUACCCAGUGUUUCCAUACAACAAGCUCAUGGUCAAGGGGAUUCGUUUCGAUACCAUUCAGUCGGUUGGGGACUGUGCUCCCCCGAGUGGGUUAGGAGCGCUGAGAACUAUCCGGUCCUGGGAACCAGACGACCUCUUCAGCGCUUCCUACUGUGGUGGGGGGUCUUUUUUUGAUGCGUACGCCAUCACCUUGUUCCAAUACUGCAUUCGCGAGCGACAUCCAAUCGAAGAGGGCUGGCCUACCUUGGCGGAACUGAAGAGAUAUCUCCGAAACAAGAUCUUUUCGACUGCUACUCAACCAAAGAAGGCGUUGAAUUUCGGAGAUUAUCUAGAUCACAUUCUGUUUAAACGAUGCGAAGGACGCUCGCUCUUCAAGACUGCGGGAGGAAGUAUCGGUCUCGGCCCACCUACAUGCCAGCGAGGCGAUGUGGUUUGCGUGAUACUUGGCUGUGAUCGGCCGUUAAUCAUUCGUCCCGCCUCAGAUGGAACCCACCAUUUCCUAAGUCACAGCUUCGUCUACGAUCUACAAGACUCCCAGGCCUUCCUCGGACCUCUUCCGCCCCCGUGGCGCGUACAAGUGCACGCAAACAGGGACCAGGAGUUUCGAAGUUCCAAUCAAUACUACAACGCAGACACCUACAAGCUGACGCCUGAGGAUCCCAGGCUAGAGCCGCUCCCCGACUGGGAGAGGAUUCCACUUGACGACCUCGGGCGAGGUUUGAAUGGAGAUGACCCUGAGGUUAUAGACUUCUUCAAGAACACAAACGAUGGGCGAAUCUUGAAUUCUGACCCACGAUUUUCGCCGGAGGCUUUGGUAGAAAGGGGAUUGGAGCUGGAGACGUUUGUUCUGUCAUGA